UUUACAUGUGGAACAGCGGUCGUACAAGUAAACAGCCGCAGCGUUUCACAGGUUUCCUCGUUAUUUACCGCUUGGUGUCUUCCAAGGACCUGGAAAUCCACAGAUUAGACAUUGCAUUACGUAGAAAGUGGGGUUACACUUGCAUAUAAAUGGCCGUUUAUUUUUCACAAGGCUAAAAAGUUGAGCCGCCUGCUCCAUAGGAACCACGCAUGGCUGAGGAAGGCGCGAAGAACGAGUCCGGGUCUCCUCAGCCGCCCAUCGAGAACGAGGAAAACCUCAACACUCAGUCGAAUGUAGCGCAAAACGGUGAACCGGAAAAUCUGUCCAAAAGACAAAGAAAGAAGCUCCUGAGACAACAGAAAUGGGAGGAAGAGCGAGAGCUCAGGAAACAAAAGCGUAAGGAGAGGAAGCAACAGCGCCGUGAGCAGCGGCAAAGUAACUUCGCACACAAGGAAGAGACAGGCGAUGGCCUGUGUGCGUGGAAACAUCCUCGUAGAGAGGUGACUCCUAGUCCAGUGAGGGUGGUUUUGGAUUGCAGUUAUGAUGACCUCAUGCCCAUUAAGGACAUUCGCAAACUUCACAGACAGGUCCAGAGGUGCUAUGCUGAGAACCGACGAGCGCUACAUCCUGUCCAGCUGCUCAUAACUAGCUUAGGUGGACAGCUAAAAGAGACAAUGGACGAGAAAGACAGAGGAUGGGUCAACUGGAAGGAUAUCUCCGUCAAAACAGAGCACUACAGUGAUGUCAUUACCAAGGAUCAGCUGGUCUAUCUGACGUCCGACUCUCCGAAUGUUCUCGAGAAGCUGGAUGACUCUAAAGCUUAUAUAAUUGGCGCCUUAGUGGACCACAACCAUCACAAGGGGAUCAGCUUCGAGAGAGCCAAUGCACUUGGGAUUGGUCACGCUCAGCUACCUCUAAGUAACUUUGUCAAAAUGAACAGUCGGAAGGUUUUGGCUGUCAAUCACGUGUUUGAGAUCAUUUUGGCAUUUCUGGAAAAGUGCAACUGGAAGGAGGCUUUCUUCACCGUGCUGCCUCAGAGGAAAGGAGCGACUGCUGUUGAUGAGCAUGCAAAUGACGUGCCAGAUAAAGAAGCUUCUGACUCGGACUCUGAUCAUGAAGACGGAACGGAACAAACACCUUAAGCAUGUGUUCUCAUAUCGAAAUGUGCUGAAUAGUUUUUCUUCCAAGUCUUGGCACUUUUAGGUUCUGCUUUGUUUACUUUAGAUAUUUAUUGACCACUGAGAAACAAUUGGUCUGAGAACUUGAGUGUUUUAGUUAAUCCAAACAGUUUUCAUGGUCCAAGAAUGGGGUUCACAGUUCUCACCUAUGAGUGAUUCUCUGUAUAGAUACAAGUCGGGUGACAGUAAUGACUUGUGCCAGUGACUUGCUUCUGCCUUCAGCAAACAAACAAUAAAAUAAACAGUGACCACAAUUUGUAUAGCCAUUACUUUUAAUGAGCAAAUUAAAAAUGAAUCGCUCACAGAAACUUGGAACAAAAAUGAGACAUAUUUUUCUUAUCAUGGACUAAAGAAAUAGA
Messenger RNA from Synchiropus splendidus (mandarinfish), 1537 nucleotides. It is a transcript of the gene trmt10a, whose product is annotated as tRNA methyltransferase 10A. The record is from RefSeq and is a predicted model, not a curated record. The transcript has 7 exons. NCBI's taxonomy places the organism in Eukaryota, Metazoa, Chordata, Actinopteri, Syngnathiformes, Callionymidae. Gene Ontology annotation, biological process: tRNA N1-guanine methylation. Bases 210 to 1142 code for a protein of 310 amino acids. Gene Ontology annotation, cellular component: nucleus; cytosol; nucleoplasm. Gene Ontology annotation, molecular function: tRNA binding.